AUGAAACCUGCGAAAUACUACCAGGGACUCCUCCCGUUGUUGAAGAAUUACAUGCUAGAGCUAGCAAAAGGGGUGGAAAUCUCAGCAACUCUAGUCUACGAAAAGCUGGAGAAACAUUGUAAAAGAUGCUUACGGUUGGACCAUGAAGAGGAAGAUUGCCCUGAGCUAAGGAAGGAACGAGAAGAGAGGACGCAAGAAGCUAAACAAAACUUUUCUCCCCCCAGGGCGGAGAUUGGUACCAAAGCACCUGCAAGAGUAGGAAGCGCAGAGGAAAAAGGAAGGCUUGAGAGAUCUCGAAACUAUUCUCAUAACGAUGGAAAAGAGAGAUACCUAGACAGAGGACAAAGGACAGAGAGAACAUGGGACUCAGACAGACUCUCCAGAGACUCUCUGAGAAGGAGAGAGCAAGAUUCCUUCCAUUCCAGACCCUACCAAGUUGGAAACCGCAGAGAGGAACGAUGGGUAGAAACGGGACGCCGAAUCCAGACAUCCUCUCGAUCAAAGGAGAGAGAAAACUCGAGGUUUGAUAGAAGCCCAUCUCACAGGAGGUUGAGGGAUGAGGAACGUUCUCCACAGAUAUCAUCCCGACAUAGAGAAUCUCAAAUCUCUACAGGCUCGCAUAGAGUGGAGGGAGAGCGAGCUGAUAAUCUAAGUGCCCCACAUGAUGCCAUCCCAGCAGAGGUAAUGGCUGAAGCCAGAGAGGAGCUAAGAGAAGUCUUGAUUCAGUAUACCUCUUGCGCCGACCCCUCUGAGAGUGCAACACGUAAGGAAAGGCUGAGAAGAGCUGAAGAACAAGGGGAAGUAGAUGAAUCUGCUGAACAAAUCGCAAGACAGUUGAUGCGAGAUCAAGAGGCCCCGCAGAUGCCAUCUAACCAGAUACAAGUAGCAGCUAGAGUUCCAGCGUCUCAGCGCCUUGGAGGUGGUAGCUCAAUUGAGACUCCUUUGGAUGGACUAAAUGACCAGCUUCGUGUCUCAGCAAAAAAGAGACUAGGACGCCCCCCCAACAAAGAAAACCUAGGGUAA
Messenger RNA from Brassica napus (rape), 1023 nucleotides. Its product is annotated as TRAF3-interacting protein 1-like. The record is from RefSeq and is a predicted model, not a curated record. The transcript has 2 exons. Lineage: Eukaryota; Viridiplantae; Streptophyta; Magnoliopsida; Brassicales; Brassicaceae. Bases 1 to 1023 code for a protein of 340 amino acids.